GAGAGAGAGAGAGAGAGAGAGAGCGGGGACGUCAGGUCGUUGAAAACAUUGAAAAUCUAGAAGGAACCGCCCAGACAAGUACGAGCAGAGAGUUACCACUAAACCAUUUCAGACAAUUCUUCGAUCCCGCUCUCAGUCAACAGUAGGAAGUUGAUUGUGAGGGCUCUGGAAGGUGCAACAUUAGCUUGUUUGUUUCAUAAAAUGCCAACACAAAAUGAAAAAAAAAAAGGCGCACCACAACACACAGUGCUCGAACAAGGUAUACACAUUUCGCCUCAUCGUCAAACUUCCACUCUUUACUACCGUGUUUACCAAGAACUUUGCGAGUGACGGUCAGUGUUGUUACAGGACCUGUGGCGGUAAGGUCGUUUUGCUGGCGUAACCGUGGUGGUGAUGGUGUUAUUCAAUGUGAUCCUUUUCCCCCCAUGAUAUGAGUAGCUUAGGGAAGUGUUUGGGUUGAGAGCUAUACGAAAAUGCUAAAUGAUCGUCGGGAAACUGUCCGUUGAAAAUGUGAUAUGAACUAACGUCGCCGCCGCCAUCCUGUGGCAAAUGGCAUGGCUUGACUUAAGAGAGAUUUGUGGUGGACUAGUAUACAGUGAGUGAGGAAUAAAUUUAUGAUAACGAACGGCAGAAAACUUUCAGUUCUAGUGAUUUUGUGUUUUCUGAUAACGGAAAGGGUCGCAGAAUAAGGAAUUCUGUAGCCCACAGCCAUGACGGAAAUGAACUGGCAGGAACAAAGCCCGUUUUUGUUGAUAGCAAUGACAGUGUGCCUGACCGUUGUACCAUCAUUCGUAGACGGAUUGAAAGAGUUUACAUUAGCUGAGAAGCCCGAAUUUGGUUCCCUCAUACCAGACAUCGAGGAAGGAGAAUACUUAGCCCUCUUCUAUUUCGAAGAGGUCGAGAAUCCAUACGAACUAACGCUCAUCUUCAACGAGUAUUACAUGUCUCAUGUGAAUGUGAGCAUCUGUACCGAAGACCUACUGGACAUCAUGGAACACCCUGGGGGAUACUCGGAGCAGGACGUCUUGUCUAGAUGCAACUACUACGACAUCAGCUGCCACAUUGUAGUUUCCUUCGGCGUCUCCUCUCUGGACAUGUCUAGAUAUCUCAACAUCACCAUACCGCCCAGGAGACAGUAUUUACACCCACUGCCAGACCUACUGGACGAUCGUCCUCUCUUCAACAUCACUUACUACUACGGACCACAGGGCCCAGUUGAAGACAUAUUCGGAAUUCAAGAAAAUUACCUCCUGUAUUGUAAUCUUAACGGUGUACCUACUGUGUAUGAAGAUGAACAAGGGAAAUUUAGCCUCGGAUGCGAAUGUCGAGGCAACACGUCAGGAGAUCGUUGUCAGUGGGGGGGAGCCUGUUCCAGGGAGUCAGAGGCAGAGCUUUGUUCAAAUCAUGGAUAUUGCAGGUACCAAGCAGGCCAAGUUGUGUGUAUCUGCGACCCCGAUUACGUUGGGUCGUUAUGUCAAAACAGGAAGGAAGCUUUAGUUUCAAAGGGAAAGGACUGUGGUCGUCGACUGAAUUGCCAGCAUAACUGCCAUAUGUGGAACGGCUCUCCAUUUUGUACCUGUGAUCUCGGAUUCACGAAGAAUGGAACUCGUUGCGAUGCCUCAAAACUUCUUUGGGAUGUUACGCUAAAGUUUGAGGGCCAAUAUAACUCUUCUUCUAUCAAGACCCAGAUUCACAAUGUACUGACAAAACAUGGAUUGCCAGAAAGUCGUGUUGUCAUAUCACCCAACUUCAACUGUUCUAGGGAAGAAGCAAAAGCACACUUCACUGUGGAGGACCAACAGCUGUCAAAAUUGCCCCCAAAGGAUGAAUGGGAUGCUAUUUUCAAUACCUCAGUCACUUUGGAUAAACAAAUGCGCUUCCAAGAUGUCAAGCUCACGGCUGAUGCCACAGACUCCAGUCUUACUCUGCAGUGCUCUGUGAUCGGUACCCCUCCCUUACAGUUCAGGUGGUACAAAGAUUCACAUCUCAUACUUGUCAAAGAUGUUACAGAUGAGUCGAGUUGUUGCGACAGAUUUGUAGAUUAUGAGGCAGUCCUAGUGCGGGUACAAAGAGGCACAUACGGCAGGAUUUUUACCAUGGUUGUCGACUUGAAGAACUAUGACCCUGUCAUCGACUGGGGCACGUACACGUGCGAGGUCACAUCUGAGAAUGAGACCAACAGAAGUAGUUCUGUUGUCAGUGGUAUGACAAGGCCAUUUGAAAUGGAAGUUUCACCUAAGGUCGUCGUUGUGGAAAAGAAUGAUGACUUAAAGGUGUUGUGCUCCACUAAAAAUAUGUGGUAUGGAGGCAAUCAUUACUCUGUGGCAUGGAAAGUUUUUCCUGAAGAUACUGUUGGGAAUUUCACACCUCGAUUGCUACACUGGAGAGGGUCUGAACUUACCCUCUCCAAUAUCACAGAAUCGGUGCAUUUAAACUGUUACAUGAAAGACUACAGUUGCUUGGGAGAAGGUGCAAUGUCAUCUCAGGUCUUGGUAUUGGGUCCCAAAGAUCUUUAUUGUCCAGCUACUGAACUAGAUGGCAUAAAAAUGCCAGCCAUGAUUGAAGGUGAGAGUGCCAUUGUCAACUGUCCUGAUGGGUUUGUUGGAAAGUGCCAGGGAAGAUGUCAUAAAUUUAAUGAAAAGGUAGCAAAGUGGGGAGAUUUGGAUUGCUCUCUUUGCAUAUAUGCCCCAUGGAAUGAAAUAGCCACCAGUGAUGAAGUAAUUUUACAAGGUCGAGGAUAUCCUUAUGCAGUUCAGGAUGCCAGGGCAUUAGCAGAACAAUUUUAUGACCGUUUACAAAACAGAACUCUACCUGUGUUGCGUGAUGAACUUCAAGGUGUAUUGAAUUUCCUUGGAAAGUUCAUAACCUCAAAUCAAAACCCAGUAAGACUAGAACGUUUUGUGAGUAUCGUCGACAAUAUCCUCGAAGAAUUUCCUCCAUCCAUAGAGAGCACAAUGGCAUUACGGAACAUCAUCAGGAAGUAUCUAGAUAAUAACAUAAGACUUCAUAAACAUAGGAAACGUGAAAGAGGCCUCUAUUUUAAAGUUUACCUGGGGGUUAAUCUCACAAGAGGAUCUCCAUUUAGCUUUAUCAUGAGGUCACCCUGUAGAGAUGUGUCAGUUAAUAUAUCAAGAUCAAAAGGAGAUAAUACAAAUAGUGUGGAGUACUUGAAUGUUGGGAUAGUGACCUACUUAGGUCCACACUUGCUCUUCAACACCACGUGGCAUAAAAAGACUUUGGAUGGUGCUGAACUUCCUGUAGAACUCCUUGACAAUUGUAUUGUGGAUGUAAUGACCUUCCCGGAUGAAGAAGUUACAAUACAUUUUACAUACAAAAAUUAUCAGCAAGCAGAAGUGGCAGCAAAACUGAAGUAUGACACCAACAUUUACAGUUGGUCAAAAGUGUGUGGUGAGAUCAAGCUCAUAGGCAGUAACAUAGAAUGGAAUUUCAGUCAGUGUAGAGAUCCAGAGGAAAAUAGUGCAGCUGGUGAGCUUAGAUGUCAGUGCAGAGGAAUGGGAUUAUUUGGUGUGUUUAUGAAAGCCGCUUUAAUUGAUGAAAUGAUGAUUAAUCAAGAGGAUGUCACGACAAGCAUAGUGGCAGCGGCCUAUUCCAUUGCGUUGUUGAUACUUCUGUUGUUUGCAAUCUGUCUGAUGAUGUUCUGUUGGCCAAGAUUGUCAUCUACAAAUAGAAAUUUUGGAUGGGACAGUUUUUCUGAAGAGACAGAGAAUACCAGAGGACAUCUGGACAUCCAUGAGCGUCGUUUUCAGCACCUGUCGCCUAACAGACUAGUGGAUAGAAGAGAUGUAAUCUGUUCUUCCUCUCAUUGUAUUACCUCUGGAACUCUGUACUAUGAAAAUAACAAUGACAGUGCAAACCAAGAUGUUGUUAUAGUUGCAGAUGAAACAGACAGUGCUUAUAUGAAUAUGGAUUCUGCAGAAUGUGACAAAGGAGUCUUCAAUAUAACAGGACUCAAGGAAGUUCACACUUACGUAAACAUGACGAGUAACAACUGCACUUCCAUCACAGCCAAACAGGAGUAUGUAAGUACAAAUGAAGGACAAAGUGAACCCCAGCAUUUGUAUUUACCCAUGCAAGUUAGAAAGAGUGAAAUUGAACAAGAACAGAAUUAAUGAACUUGAGUCAUCAGAAUAUAUAUGAGCCGUGUGCCUAUGAUAAAAAUGCAUUCUUUUGAAAUUAACAAGUGUGAAGACAUUUUACCAAUGUCAGUGCUAAUUUGGAAGUGGUAUUAAAUAUACACAAAUGGUAUUGAGCUACAGCUCUUAGCAGUGCAAAGAUACUACUUUAAGUCAAUAGGAUUACGACUGUGAUAUUGUACACUGUAUGUCUUGAUAGACAUUUUUGUUUAGAUAGAGUAAACAAGAUGCAAGGCAUUUCCAGCAGUAGUAAGUCAUUUUAAAAAAAACUAUUGUGAAUGGAUUGAACGUCGUACAAAAUAGUGUGUAUAUGGUAUUUCACUAUAGACAUGCAAACUUUUCAUCAAGCAGAUAAGUUUAUUAGCUACAGUAAAAGAAAAACUUAUCACAUAGUUUGGCUGGUAAUGAUAUCUUUAAUAUUCAUUUAUUUAAAGUGCAUAUGGGAAAUGCCUAAUCAGUUUUUUUUUUGCUUUCUAUACCUGUUUAAACCAGUACAGAAGGUUUACAAAAAUAUUGCAUUUUAUAUUUUUCAAUUUAGGGAAAGCAAUAACUUGUAUCACUUAUACUUAUAAUGCUAAUUAUUAGUUUUGAUAAGCAUGUCUGUCUGGUAUGAAAAUACUUUUGGUAUAAUACAUGGUUAUAGUUAAAAGGAAUUAGAGAAAAUUUUAAAACCAUGUGAAUUAGAGUACAAUAUUCCAGUAAACACUUGCUGAUUUGUAUAUUACUCAGGACACUUAAAUGUUUCAUUUUCACAACUCAUGUUGUCUUUCAUAGUGGAGGCAAAUGAAAUACUAAAGUACAAAAUAACAUAACAAUCACUGUAUGUACAUGAUAGAUUUAUGAAUCAGGAAAUAUGAAAAAAUGCCUAUACAUAAUGUGCAAACAUUAGGCUACUCAGCUUGUAUAUACAGUGAGUAUAUGUACAUGACAACUCAAGAAAUACAUGACUGAAAUGCCUAUAAUGUGCAAACAUUAUGCGACUUGUAUAUAUAGCACUCAUAUUAGUAAUAGUUUUUAUGUAUUACAGUAGUUUGUCAUUACCUGUUGAAAAUGUAUUGUUCAUGAAAAAUUAUAUCAUAAUA
Molecule: messenger RNA, 5236 nt
Organism: Macrobrachium nipponense
Lineage: Eukaryota; Metazoa; Arthropoda; Malacostraca; Decapoda; Palaemonidae
Exons: 20
Coding region: 711-4130 (1139 amino acids)
Cellular component (GO): membrane
Molecular function (GO): G protein-coupled receptor activity
Source: RefSeq, a predicted model, not a curated record